GUGAUUUAGACUUAUUGAUCAGUAGUCUUUGGUGAAUUUUAGAGUUGUAAAGUUGUCGGGCUUUUCUUUUCUUUAACUAAACAUUUAUUAAAUUAUUCCUGUACUAUUGUUAUAUAAGAUGUACUCGUUCGCACAUAAAAAUAUCAUAUACGGUGUCCUUUUGUUCGUUGUGUUUGCCUUGGCGCAUGUGACGGCCGAUGAACACUCGGUUAACCCAGCGGUGCCACGUACGUGUUACAGUUGUGAAGGCAUCAACUGUUUGCGAGUAACACAAUUGAAUGUCACCAGCGAUUGUUUGGAUUUGUUGGAUUAUUGUGUGACAGUAUUUAGAGGAUUCACAGUAGUUGCUCGCGGUUGCUAUGCUGACUUGCAAGCGGACUUGCGUGAUAAAUGUGACUUGGCCGACCAUCCCGAGUGUGUAAAAUGCUUUGGCAAUCGUUGCAAUGACAAAGGACGCGCCGAUUUCCAAUGCAUCGAGUGCAAGUCGAGUGAGGAUAAAAGAUGCGACAGCGACUCGGACGCUCUGACCGCCGUGCAAUGCCCCGUGCCCACCGCACAGAACUCUUACUGCUAUGUCCGCGAAUCGAAGGAGGAAGGCAUCACACGUGGCUGUUUUGUGCAUCAACAAGAACAGGAAGAGUGCCUCAGUGAUGCACAGUGUUCCAUGUGCUUGAGCGACGACGCGGUGGCUUGCAACGCAUACGUAAUGGCCACAGAAACGAAAUCAAGCGGCAGUAGUGGACUCAGCAAAAUCAGUAUCGCAACUACCGUUACUGUUUUUCUGUUCGCUUUCAUAGUGCGUUCAUUAUAAAUAAGUGAUAGUGUUUUUUGUAGUAGAAAUUAAGUAUUCGAUAUAAGUAUUUAACGGCGAAUUCUCGCGAUAAGAGAACAUUAUAAAAUCUAUAAUCUGUUAAUCUUCAUGUUGUAGAAAUAAAGAAAUUGUAAUGACUAGACUUAGUAAGGUAUAAACUGAAA
Molecule: messenger RNA, 975 nt
Organism: Bactrocera oleae (olive fruit fly)
Lineage: Eukaryota; Metazoa; Arthropoda; Insecta; Diptera; Tephritidae
Source: RefSeq, a predicted model, not a curated record